AUGACUACGGAUGUGCAAUUUUCAAGUCAGGAAAUCGAGCUUUUCCGUGUCAAAGAAUUCUUGAUUGCUAAUAAUCCAGCAAAGAUCAACAAUGAAAAUAAGGAUGCUGUUUUAACUCAGAUUGAGCAUGAUUUCAGGUAUUUAAUACAGUAUAUCAAGGACGGAUUACCGAACUUAAAUGAGUCCACAAGGUUAAUUUUUCCAGAUACCUUUUCGAUCUGUUUACUAAGGAGCCAUCAAAUAAUUGCAAGCAAAAAAAUUGACUCUCAAGAAUUUUUAUCGGCGGUAAAAGAGCAACUCUUAACUGAAGCGAAUGCAAAUAUUAUCUUUGAAUAUGUUCUUGACUUUUGGGCUGAUGGUGGAGCCCCACUGAUGAAUGCCUUGAGAGAUUUAUUCAGUAAACUACUGAACUUAUUGAAAAUCACAUAUCCUAUGUCAACCUUGAAGGAUGUUUUAUUUAAUUGGAUGAAUGAAAUAUUAGAAGUACCAUCUACGUUGCGUGUUCAGUAUUACUUGAUUGAUGCCCUUUCUUCUGAUUUUGACCUUUAUUAUAUUAUAGAAAAAAAGCCUCAUUUCAUCGAUAACUCUUUUUCAUUAAUGAACUCUGAUUUGCUAGCAAAUUCGGUAGGUAAAUGCAUUGUUAGUUUGCUGUUAAACAUUUACGAAAAGCAUUUCAAAAAGAACGAGUCUUUUGUACAAGAAUGGAUACAAUUAUGGAAAAGUUGUGCUUUAAAGUACAUUCACGACAAACAAUACACCAAAUCCAUUAAUCUGUAUAUUAUGAUUCCAUUAUUCAAAAAUAUGCCAAACUCGGCCUUCACACUUUUCCUAGAAUGUAUGUCUAACAAAGACCCAUCACUUUUGCUCUCACUUUUAAAGAUUGGCCAAGAAUUGGGGAUUGAAGAAGAACCAUUUUGUGAUAAUAAAUAUACCACUGUAGAUUCUGUUAACAAACUCAUAGAGCAAGAUGAGUAUAAACUUCAGGUAUUUGAAAUACUGACCUUUUCGACAAAAAAGUCAAAGCCUAUUCGUCCCUUCGUCUUCAAAACUAUAAAACAGUACCUAUAUGUGUUCUUCGUGGACACUGAACUUGAACGCAGAAAUUACUUUUGCAGUUCGAUGAAACACUUUAUAUUUAGAACCAGAGACUGCGCAUACUCUUUAGCUAGGGAUGCCAGAAAGCUUAAAAAGGCUGAGAAAUUUCCGGACGAACAGAGGGAAAAGUUGGCGCAAGUUGAGGAGGCUAGAGCCUUUUUGGUUUGGCUAUGCAAUUUUAUAAAAUAUAAUUUGGCCCCUGGUACUUUAUAUCAGGCGAACGUGACCUCAUUAAAACUUAUGCACAUUCUGAUCAAGUCUGGUGUUGAUAAAUCUACUCCACAAAAAUUUUUAGACAACCAAAAUAAGAGGGAAUAUCCUUUUUCUAUCCCAAUUUUACAGGAUGUCACAUUUUUAAGGUUGCUCAUUGACCUUUUGGUUAGUAAUUAUGCUGACGUGCGCGAAUUAUCUAAAGAAAUGCUAUUUAUAAUGAUAAGCGCUGAUGAAUCUAGAGGUCUUUUUUUGGAUACCUUAGACGCAAAUGCUUUGAAGUGGACUGCAACCUCUCUUUUAAGUGACUAUGAGAAAGGUGAUGCUGGAGCUACCGUAUAUGAGUUCAUAUUCACAGUCAUGGGCUCUCAAAGAAGCUUCAUUGACCAGACAAUUGAUAUAUUAGCGCAGAUGGUACAAAAUUUGCAAAAUGACAGCAUUGGUUGUGCAGAAAAUUCAAUCGGUCCUCACUUUGCUGCACUAAGCUUGAUUUUGAAUAAGUUUAACUCUGAAGAAAACCAUCAAGAUACUUCAAAAAUAAUCUCAAAAUUAAUAAAUCUUGUACUCAAGAGCUGGGAAGCAACGAGAAAUGUAGUGUGUCAUGAUUCUGCCCAUGGAAUACUACCUGAAAAAUAUGCUAAUUGUGGUGUACCGGACCAAGUUAUAAUAAGUCACGCAUUUAGGGCGAUAAAAGAAGCAUCAUAUUUACUUGAAACAAUAUUAAAAAAAUACCCUUUAACAAGAGAUCAAUUAGACAGUAUCGGCGAUCUUUUUAUUGUUCAGCUUUCUACUAUUCGUCAUAGUGGCGCCUUCCAAGCCGUUUUACCGGGGCUAAAGGCAUUUUGUAUUCGUUGUCAACUUGAAUUUCCCGCUAUUCUGGAAGAACUUUUAAGCAAGAGUGUAAAAUCUUUAAAAUCCAAAACUCAACAUAUUACAAGAAGGUCAGGAGGCUUGCCUUUCUUGGUCACAACCGUCUUAAGUGCAGAAGUUACCAAAGGGAGACCUUUGUUACAAAAAACUUUUGAAAACUUACUACUCGUUGCAAGGUUACCAAUUCCUCCCCAUCAAGAUGAGUUUGAUUUACCACAGGUUAAUGCUAUUAAUUGUAUAAACGCAAUCUUUGUUGAACCGAAGCUCUCUGUACACUGUACGUCAUUUGUCUCAGAGGCAUUAGAACUAGCUUUAUUGAAUUUCGACUGUGAUAUAUGGGCUCUAAGAAACUGUUCUAUCAUGCUGUUUACCUCCUUGCAAAAUAGAAUUUUUGGAAAAGUGGGCAGAAGCGUUAGUGCAAAAUUAUUCUUUACCAAAUAUUCUGGCUUGAGGCAACUGCUUUUGAAUAUUCUAAACAGUUCUAUUGCUCAAUAUUCGGGAAGUGAAAGAAAAUCAUAUCAAAUUGAAAGCAUUUUCUUGGUCCUUAAUGUGCUACUGAGGUUACGGCCUACAGCUGGCUAUACUGGUCUAAAAGAAUUCAACGUUUCUGUUUAUGAAUGUUUAUCAAAUGAGAACUGGAAGAUCAGAGAUAUGGCCUCUAGAGUAUUGCAUAUGCUGUCGGAAAAUUUUGAAGAAGAGAUAAGAAAAUUACUUGACUUGGCUUCUAUCGCGAAGCAAAACCAGUUACAUGGACACUUACUAGCACUCCAACAACUAGUACCACAAUACCUUUCAGGAACUAGAGAUAUGGAGUUGAUUCAAAGGAUACUUGAAAAGAAAAGGAUGCUUCUACUAGAGAACAAGUGCUUUAUCACUAAAAAGGCCUACUUAAAAUUGACCUGCUGUAUAUUGGAAACAUGCGACAUACCUGAUUCUAUUUUAAAAGAUUAUAUCAGCACUUUGCGGAACACAUUUAUUGCUGAAAAUAACGAAUAUGUUGUGGAUGGUAGCAAACAGCUAUAUCUUGCACAAAUCUUAGACAUGCUCUUAAAAUAUGAGGAUAGUAUAUAUCUCGAUGAUAUUUGCUUAUUAGGAUUGUAUUCUCCAUUUUAUGAGGCUCAGCUCAGUACACUACAGUACAUGAAUACUAACUUUCACUGGGAAACUACAAGAAACUCAGAAUUUCUUGAACAACUACAAUUAUUACUCAGGGUUCCAGAUUUGCUGCCUAUGGCUAAAGCUUUAGUAGUGAAAAUUCUCUCAAGAAAAAAGAAUACUUUAUCCCUGACGACCUGCACUGAUCUCCUAAAAACAAAUAAUAGUGAAGAUACAAAACUUGCUGCCGUUUCAUCACUAAGUGCUAAAUUGUCUUCGCAAACCUUUCACCAGGUAUGGAACUUGUUACAAGGAUUUUUCGCCGAUUCUUGUUCAAAAGAUUUUAGAUUGGCAUCUUUAGAAUGUUUAACUGCUUAUCCAGAAAGUUGUAAGAACUCCAGAAUACUAUUACAACUGUACAACUUCUUAUGGGACGAUGAUUCUGAAAUAAGAGAAAAGGCUUCUUUUUAUUUGAAUAAGAACUUUAUUCAAACUGCAGACUGGGAAUAUAACAGGAACACCAGUGUGACCGCUCUUAUAUUCACAAAAAAGUUUGUUGACGUAUUCACAAGUUCUGAGGUGGUAGAAGAGUUGUGUUUACAGUUGUUUCAAUAUCUAAAUGAAUAUGAUAUGUUUGCUGCCGAAGAAUCGGCGAAGAAUUGUCUAUUUACUAUAGAAAAGGAUAACCAGUUCAUCAACGAACUACAAAAGGCAAUGCAUAUAUUAAAUAUGAUAAAAUUGACUGGAAGGGAUAUCUCAAAGUGUUACAAAGACCAGAUACAUCACCUAAAAAGUGCUCUAUUGGAGCACUUCAACACCGAGGAUUUUAAAGAUUCCCCACUCGGCUGGUGCUCUAAUGCUGAAAUAUUUUCAAGAAUAACGCUUUUAAAGGAACUGAUUCAACAUUAUUCUCCUUCUGAUUAUGAGAAUUUUAUCAAUGUUCUGACUAAACAUUCUGUUCAUCCCCUAAUUAUCAGUUAUUCCCAAUUAUAA
Molecule: messenger RNA, 4263 nt
Organism: Saccharomyces cerevisiae S288C
Lineage: Eukaryota; Fungi; Ascomycota; Saccharomycetes; Saccharomycetales; Saccharomycetaceae
Gene: TRM732
Product: tRNA methylation protein TRM732
Exons: 1
Coding region: 1-4263 (1420 amino acids)
Cellular component (GO): cytoplasm
Source: RefSeq, marked reviewed